Molecule: messenger RNA, 6442 nt
Organism: Nilaparvata lugens (brown planthopper)
Lineage: Eukaryota; Metazoa; Arthropoda; Insecta; Hemiptera; Delphacidae
Product: zinc finger protein 423 homolog
Exons: 17
Coding region: 616-4023 (1135 amino acids)
Biological process (GO): regulation of transcription by RNA polymerase II
Cellular component (GO): nucleus
Molecular function (GO): DNA-binding transcription factor activity, RNA polymerase II-specific; RNA polymerase II transcription regulatory region sequence-specific DNA binding
Source: RefSeq, a predicted model, not a curated record
GUUUGUUUGUUUUUUUUGUGUAAUAUUCACUACACAUUUUUAGAUUGUGCCGCUUGUAUUGGAAUAGAUGCUGAAUAUUAUCCAGAUAUUCAUUUCACUCUUGUAAUUGAACAAUGAUGUUCUUGGAUAAUGAAUGACUAUUAUAUUACUGGAAAGAAGAGAGAGUAAGCUCAACAAUAACAAUCAGUUGGGUUAGAGGCAGUAAUUGAAUGAAGAAGGUAAGGUGACCGACGGCGCUGAGAGGUGAGCUAAUGAUGCGUUCUGUGGGGUGGAUUUCAAGUCGAAGGUGUGAGUGAGGGUUGUAAAGUUUUGGCAGCAGUGCGCAUGCGCGAAGGUGGCUGACUGCCGCCACCGGAGGCGGCUCAACUCACUGCCAGUCUACAGCCGGAAGCGGCAGCGGUCACACGCACGCACCCACACCGGCGCGCACUCGCUUACGUCACACCGACCACGUGGUCACAGCGCGCCAAAAUCUCUCUCUUUUCGCGGUUUUUCCAAGUACCGUAGCAUACACGGUGUGUUAAUAUUCAAGUAUACUAUGUAGAGUACAAAAUCCGAGUUUUUCUUCCGUGUUCCAUUUGUACCAGAGUCUACAGGCGAGUUGUCACUCAUCAAAUGUCUCGACGCAAGCAGGCUAAACCACGUUCUCUGAAAAGAGAUGAAGAUGAUUGGCCUGAAGGAAAACCCGAGACCGUCAUCGGUGAAGGUGAGGAGGUUGAAAACAAGGAUCAAGAGGAUGACGACGAUGAAGCAGAAGAUGCAGAUGAGGAAGAUGCGAUCGCUCAAGGGACGCCACAUUUUUCGACAGCAGAAGAUCAUGCUUGCGACGGGCUACAUGAUGAUCAAGAGAACAGCCUUGGUUCAGAAGCACUGGGCAGCAGCGGUACGGAGGGAAGCAGUGGAGGAGGCGGCGACUCUUGGGUGAGCGGCGAGGAAGGCGGCAGCUCAUGUGCGACCCCCAACUCGGGGGCGGGAGACUCGCCACCCUCCGACCUCGCCUUCACGGUCGGCGUCACCGAGGGCACGCCUUAUGCCUGCCAGUUCUGCGACAAAGCCUUCCCCCGCCUCUCGUAUCUCAAGAAGCAUGAACAGACUCACAGCGACCAAAUGCCAUUCAGAUGCGAGUUCUGCAGCCGCUUAUUCAAGCACAAGCGGAGUCGCGACAGGCACAUCAAGCUGCACACGGGCGACAAGAAGUACAGGUGCACCCAGUGUGAAGCCGCCUUCUCCCGCAGUGAUCACCUGAAGAUCCACAUGAAGACACACGACAACCAGAAGCCGUUCCAGUGCACAGUGUGCAACCGGGGCUACAACACGGCAGCCGCCCUCACCUCCCACAUGCAGAACCACAAGAAGGCCUCCUCCGUCUCCCCCUCCUCCUCACCCCACCCUACCAACACAUUCAAGUGCCUACAAUGUGCCGAGCUGUUCAGGAAGCCCGAGGAGUUGCAGGCUCACAUGGCCAGCCACCACCAAGUGGAGCGUUCGCCAACCCCCUCUUCAACCCCCCCUGGAAUGCAGCGCCCCUCAAACGUUCCCUCACGUCUGCCCUUCCCCCUCCCCCGCCUCGCCUGCAUGUACUGCACCAAGGACAACUUCAGCACCAUGGAGGCCCUCCAUCUACAUGUGCAAGCUAUGCAUGGCUCAAUUCUGAACGGUGACCUGUCGCGAGUGAGCACUCCAACCAGCCAGACCUCCCAGGAGUUGAACAGUCCGUCGCCGCUGACCGUUGCCUGCGACCUUUGCACGAUGCGCUUCGGCAGUCUGUCUGCGCUUCACAAGCACGCCCUAGCCACACACGGCUACCGACCGAGCAAGGAUCAUCAGCAGCCUCUCUACUGCGUUCAGUGCGCGAUGACAUUCCCCACGCCUGCCCUGUUCGCCGAACACUACGUCCUGUUGCACGGCUUGGCGCUCGCCGAACAGCUCAAGCCCACCGACCUGUCGUUGGCCAAGAGGCCGACGCUUGACGAGCACGCUCACUCCAGGAAGAGGGCCAGGCAUGCCGAGAAUGGUCACGGCAACAGGCAUCAGCCUAUGGAGACCAAUAAUCCAAUGUUUAAUUUCCAAAAACCAAAUUUCUUGAUUCAGGUGCACUUUGCGGUGAAGCACAGCAACGAGACGAAGGUGCUGCGUUGUACGGGCUGCCAGGGUGGUCAGGGGUCACAGUUCCACUCAGAGCAGGAGUUUGCCGCUCACAUUCGCACUUGCCACCUGCCUCCCCCUCCUCCACAACUUCCCCCUCCCCCACCCACCGCUGCCUUCCUCCAGCAACACCUCAUCGCAUCCGAUCAGAAGUCAUCCCUUCUAUCACAGUUGGUGCGCUGCCUAUUCUGCAGACUGAGCUUCAGUUCUGAGUUGGAGCUGCAGCUGCAUCUGGCUGUUCACACGAAGCAGCUGCACUGCCCGCUCUGUCCUCAGACUUUCCACGUAGAGUUCCUGCUGGACAGGCACAUGCAAACUCAUCACACUGUUCAGACUGCCAUGAACGGAGAGGACCACGACCAAAAACCCCUGCCAACAACUCCAAACAAGACGACCAGCGGCGGAUCAUCAUCAAAUCGCAACUGCAACUCAGCAAACUCCGACGGCAGUGGUGCUAAAAACGGCAACAAUGCAAUCAUUCCAAACGGCAAUACUAACAAUAACAACAGCAAUAUCAACAACAAUAACAACAACAACCUGAGCAGCAACAACAACAGCAGUUCGUGUGAGCUUUGUGACCGAUCGGACUUUUCAAGUGAGGCGGAGCUGGCGGCCCACCGUAAGCUCAUACAUCACGUCAAAACACAAACUGCGUCUGCGCCUUCAUCAUCUUCAUCUGGAAAGGUGAGCCUUCAUUGUGCUUACUGCAGUGAGAACUGCAAGUCGAGAGCCGAGCUUGAGAACCACAUGAAGACACAUUCUCAGGGUCCAGCCACGUCAGGAAAGCAUAAGUGCAACAUAUGCGAUGAAAUCUGUCCAUCUGCGUCCACAUUGGCUGAGCACAAACUCACACAUUGCAAGGUGAUAAACGGCUCAUCGUGCACCCAGUGCAAGGCAUCGCUGAGCAACGAAGACCAGUACCUGGAUCACCUUCGCCAGCACAGCUGUCCCUCCCCCACCCCUUCUCCCACCCUCUCCCUGCCCACCCCUUGUGUCGUCUGUCGGCAGACGCUCGUCUCUGAGAUGGAGGCCCGCAUACACGCCAGAUUCCAUCUGCAACAGGUCGAGGCGCAGGCUCAGUGCUGCUCUUGUUUACAGGGCUUUGAAAGACGAGAGCUGGUUGGUGGAUUGUGCCGGGACUGCUACAACAAGCACGGCAAGUCGGCCUCUCCCACGAGGUGCCCCGAGUGUCAGCUCAAAUUCGAGACUGGACCAGCUCUAGAGGCGCAUCUCGCAUCCGUCCACAGCAAAGCCUACCAGUGCGUCAAGUGCCAGCUAAGCUUCGACAGCGAACGAGAGAUCCAGCUGCACGUGGCUUCUCACCUCCUAUCAGAGGGCGCUCUACCAGGCGUAGGUCAGCCGGCACCAGGCACCCUACCAGGAGCAGGAUCAGGCGAGGAAUGCCGCCUCUGCCUCCGCGUGCUCCCCUCCCGGCUGCAGCUGCAGACUCACCUGAUCGAACACACGUUCGCCGGCUGCUCCACGUUCACCUGCUACCUGUGCAGUGCUGUGUUCACGGCCGCACACGGCCUGCAGUCGCACAUGAUGGAGCACGGCCCGGACGCACGGCCCUAUGACUGCCCUCGCUGUCCACUCAAGUUCUUCUUCCGUGCCGAACUCGACAAUCAUAGCUACACACACCUUGACGAGAGUGACAAGGAGCAAAGGGUGGCCACACCCUCACACCAUCGACAGCAGAACAAAUCGCCGACGGGCAUCGCAGCUGAAUCACUUCAAAGGGAAGUCAAGCAGGAAAUCAAGGAGGAAAGCGGAAGGGAUGAGGAAGACAGGGGGGAAGACGAAGAUGAUGAAGAAGAACAAAUUGAUGUUGAAGAGGGAGAAGCUGAUUCUUUACACAAACCUAGGUGCUCAGACUAAAUAAUACAUUUUGUAUUAUCAAUUAAUCAGAAUAAACUUCAAAGUUAAAAGUAACAGACUGCAACCAUUUUAAACGUUUUUAACGGCGAGAGAAACUUAUGCAUAAGAGAAUCAAGUUUCCAGAUUUGUUUUUAUGAUGGACAAAAUCUCUGAGUAAUAUCGUACUAUAUUUAUUAUCAAAAAUAAUUAUGCAUCAAGUCUAUAUGAAUUAUAAUAUUUUAUUUCUUAUUCUUCAUUGUUCAAAUUACCGUAAGGUUUUUGUGGGGAAAAAAGUUAUGAUCAUUAUUUCAAUAAUUUCAGAGUUCAAGCUUUUGCAAUAAACAAUAGAUAACCAGUAUUCUAAAUACAAAAUUCCAAUCCAAUCAGAAACUGAUCUGUUGAAAAGGUUGAAUCACAUGGAAUUCCUAAUUUUCGUGUGCAUGAGAUUAAAAGUUUAAUUAUUCAGUUUCGAGGGAAACCCUUAAAAAAUACGGUACUCUAGUGUUUUAUUACUAUCUUAAUGGGCAAUAUUUUCUCGGAAAUAGAUAACUAAGUUGUAUUUAGAAACAGUUUUUCUCUCCUGUACAGAAAAGAUUAAUGCAUUUUGAGAUAGGUUUUCACAAACUCUGCACUAAUAAUUGUUAAUGACACACACUGCAUAUAAUGAAUGAGUAUCAACUAUUACCGUAAAUAUGAAAGAAUAAUCAAUGACUUUCCAAGUCAUAUCCAAUUUUCACAACCAAAUCCGCCCAUGUUAUGACAAACCAUCUACUCGUAAUCUUUCUAGGAUCCCUCAGCUUUGUAUAUUAACUUUGUUUGUGUAGCACACUUGAUAGAUAAAAUUGUAAAUUCUGAUCCCAUUUCCUGAAGUUCGGUGUUGGUCAUAUGUAAAUAUUUAUCGCUUAAUAACGUGAUUUUUGGUAUUUUAAAUAAAUUUGUUUUGUAUAGAUAAUGUUUGGAAUGUAAAUAUGUCCAUUUUGUAGUCGAAAAUGCUCAAAUAAGGAAAGAUAGACUUUCAGAAAGUGUUAUCAUAUUAUUAUGAGUAUAAUGCACUUUUGGUGUAAUGCAAUAUUGUGAAUAGUAAUCCACUUUGAGAAUUUUUAUCGAUGUAAUUUUACAAAUCACAGAAAUUUGUGAAGAUUUUUAUUUUAAAAAUUCAUUUUUUAAUUUUCAUUCGAAAUUCCUUAAUCAUAAAUUCCGUAUUUGCGUAUUUUUACUGGAAACUCUCAGAUACCAAUACAGUAUAUAAGUUAUCUCUAAUGUAAGCACAUUGCAAUCCUAUGAAACUGAACUCUGUCGAAUAGAUUAUUCAUAUUUAUACACUGGUGUUUUAAAACCUUUUUAUUUUGAUUUCAUCAACAAGAUCACGGCAAUGAUUAACUAAAUAAAUUAAAACUAGCAUACUGAUCUUUAUUUAUUUUUAUAUGUAUUUUCAAUUUUUUAUUUAUUAUUUUUUGUUCUGUUGCUCUGAUGUUCAAGGAAUUCUAAAUGCUUGAAAACAAUACUCAGCGAUUACUUUUCAAAAGCGAAAUUAAAUAAUGGAGUGACUCCUAAUUUAAAAGUUAUUGGAACAUAAUCUCCAAAUUCCAAAUACAGUAACUUACUAGCACUAAAAAAUAGUGGAAUAAUACAUAUAAUUCAGUACGUUAUUCAACAAGCCUUCAAAAAAAAACGUACAAACACAUUGAAUCAUAAAAAAAAUAUAAUUCAUUGAAAAUAAUAAUUUGUUUGAUUCAUUGCUUAUAAAAAUAGUUUGCUGGGAAAUUUCUCUUCGUCUAUAUAUCAUUUUACAGCUCUUUCAAACAAAAAUAUCUUGUCGAUCUACAAAUAUGUUUUUCAAGUAGAACAAUAAUUUUCAGCUUUGAAUAGCUAAUCACUAAUCAAUAACUGGUGAGGAUUCAUUUGAGUGUCACUGUACCUAUCACCUAUUUGUUUUCAGCAAUAAUUAUUGUAACCGAUAAGAGUAAAAUAUUAAGUCACUUUGAACACACCUUUCACAUGAACUUAUUCCCCUGAAAAGAUAGACAAACAUAACUGUGAUUUAUUAGAAUAUUAACGAUUUUUUCAUUGUAUAUUAUACUUAUUAUUACUGAUCCAUUACUGAUCCUCCUACUGUGUUUGAGCAUCUAUCAUUGUUGUUUAUGCAUAUCAAUUGAUGUCUACAUUUGUAGAUCUGUUGUUUAUUUGAUGUUGUUGUUGAAUAGUAAUUAUAUUGGCUUGAUAUUACUACUGAGUCGACUUGUGGAGCAAGAGUUUUUUGUUGUUGAAUAAGUUUGUUGAUUCUCAAGAACUGUGUUAAAUCUGUUACUUGUUUUGUUUGUUCUGAUGAUCAUUUCAAUAAUUAGAAUGAUUGAUUUUUUUAUAAAAUUGAAGCAAAAUUUCAACUAUAUCAAUUCAGCUUCUUUGGUGCUCUACAGUAUAUUAUUUGAAAAUAAGUUUG